Molecule: messenger RNA, 561 nt
Organism: Triticum turgidum subsp. durum (durum wheat)
Lineage: Eukaryota; Viridiplantae; Streptophyta; Magnoliopsida; Poales; Poaceae
Source: the annotation of a GenBank genome assembly
AUGGCCGACUCCCCCGAGUUAGCUCGUGCUCGGGACGUCCUGAGCGUCAGCGCCGACGAGCACGCGCGGGUGGACGCGCUCUCCUCCGCCGCAUCCGCAUCCCUAUCACAGUCCACUACUCAUCUGUCGCCGAGCUUCUUCGAGGGAUUCGCGCUGCGCGGGAUCCGCGUCCUCCGCCUCCACCCGGGCUUCAUCCACUGCUCCUACACCGUCCCCCCGAGCCUCACCGACUCCACCACCGGCUGCCUCGCCGCCGGCGCCGUCGUGGCCCUGGUCGACGAGAUCGGCUCCGCCGCCUCCAUCUCCGAGGGCCAAAACCUCAAGGUCUCCGUCGACAUGUCCGUCGCCUUCCCGGAUCUCUCCCAGGCCCGCCCGGGGGACCGGCUGAGCAUAACGGCAAGGGCACUCGGACACAAGGGCGCCUACUCCGGCACACACGUGCUCUUCACCAACGCCGGCACCGGCAACGUCGUCGCCGAGGGCAGGCACUCCCUCUUCGGUAACAUGAAGAAGUCGCCACCACCCAAGCCAGCGGCCACUACUCACAGGAGCAACUUGUGA